UCAUACUUAUUAAAACAAUUUGUAUAUUUUUCUGAACAGUUAUACUGAAAACAAUUUUUGAGGAUCGUUUUUUUGUCUUUCAACUGUCAUUCUACUACCAACUAUUUUCUUGGAAAUAACUCACAGAACUUUUGAUCAUUUUUGGCGCUUUACGCAUUGAGAUCCUUGCUGAAAGAUGCCAGAAAAGGAAUUAAUGAGUCCCAACGACAUCAAAUGUGUAAAUGAAUUAAAAGCAAGGAUGAAGGAUGAAUUAGAUGAAUCAUGCAACGAUCUCAAGAUUUAUCUUUUUCUGAAAGAGCAAAAUUUCAAUUUGGAUGCAACUGAAAACAUGCUGAAGAAACAUGUGAAAUGGAGAAAGAAAAAAAACGUAGAAGAAAUGAAAAAUUAUACUCCGCCUGAGCUGCUGAAGCAAUAUUUUGCCCAUACACUACUCGGACGAGACAAAGAAGGUUGUUUGGUGAAGUACUGGCCUCUUGGAAGCUUAGAUUUUAAAGGUCUCUUCUUGUGCUUCAAGUUCUCUGACAUGGAAAAGCUUUUUCUACAUAUAAAUGAAACAGACACGAAACUAUUGGAAGAAGAAAGCAAAAAGCGCAAAAAAGACAUUUAUCAAGUUACAUACAUAUAUGAUAUUGAAGGUAUCACGUUUGCAAGAGCCACAGAUAAAAAAGCUCUGGAAGCGUUGAUUUACCUGAGUCUUGCUUACUUCUCAAACUAUCCACAGCGUAUGAAGGCGUGUUAUCUUAUAAAUACUAAUGCACUAUUUAUUCAUGGAUUUUCGAUUUGCAAAAGAUUUCUUCCAAUAUCGGCAUUGAAUGCCAUUUAUUUCUUCGGAGCAGAUGAUUGGAAAGAUGUUUUGUUGAAAGACAUAGAUGCUGAAGUACUUCCAGCUUUUUUGGGAGGAACUAAAACGGAUCCUGAUGGAAAUCCAUUAUGUGAAACAUUGAUCAAAAGCAGAGGCUCCAUUCCGGAGAAAUAUUACAAGCAUAAAAGCAAAAGACCAUUGUCGAAAAUGCCUGGAGUGAAGCAGAUCACAUUAUCCCGGGCUUCUUUCCACGAAGAAUCAAUUGAAGUGAAGGAAAGUCAGUCCCUCCUGGAGUGGGAGUUCGAGACGAAGAGCAGGGACAUCGGGUUUGGACUGUUUUUCCGAGAUAUGUCUUCCGGGGAAGAAAAGAUGGUUGAAAUUGUCCCGAUUCUGAGGAUAGACACGGAUGAAUAUGCAGAGAGUGGUGUGUACAAAUGCGAAAAGGAAGGAACGUAUGUAAUUCUGUUCGACAACACAUACAGCUGGAUUCGACCGAAAGAAAUCUCUUUCAGAAUUGCAGUAAUAAAUCCAAAAGACCAUGACAACAAACUUCAUAGCAUGGAUGAAACGCUGCAGAAUGAAGAAUGAAAGUAUACUGGUAGUUCCUUCUGAGGAUGAGAAAUUACAACACGUGCUUUGUUUUGAUCAACGUCCAAAGAAAGAACGCAUUUGUUCAGUUCUAAGUACAUCAUACCAACUGCGACAGCAACAAAAUGCAACAGACACAAAAAAUGCUGUGGCUAUGGAUAUCAAACCAACAACGAAAAUUUAUCUUCUCCAUUUUACAUCACAGCUCUAUUAAUGAAUCAUGUCCCCUGUGUUUGAGAGUAAAUUUCAAUCACAGAAUAAAUGACAAAUAAUAAAUAAAGGCAAAGGCGUGUUUACCACAUUAUGCAGAGCGAAAACGUGUGCUGAAACGUAGAAAAAAGCUGAGGCUGUCGUCCUCACUGUAAAAUCAUCAUAAAUGUAAACACUGUUAAAAUACUUUUGAUUGAUAGAAAAAAAAUCAUGUUGUUCAAAGUUAACAAGUUUUGAUUCUCCUAUAAAUUAUGCUCAUGGAAAAAGAGCAUGUAUUCAGUACUUGUUGUGCAUUAUUUUG
Messenger RNA from Uloborus diversus, 1901 nucleotides. RefSeq names its product SEC14-like protein 2. The transcript is spliced from 13 exons. Lineage: Eukaryota; Metazoa; Arthropoda; Arachnida; Araneae; Uloboridae. Gene Ontology annotation, cellular component: cytoplasm. The record is from RefSeq and is a predicted model, not a curated record. The coding region runs from base 176 to 1390 and encodes 404 amino acids.